Molecule: messenger RNA, 2958 nt
Organism: Rhizoctonia solani
Lineage: Eukaryota; Fungi; Basidiomycota; Agaricomycetes; Cantharellales; Ceratobasidiaceae
Product: RNA helicase
Exons: 16
Coding region: 1-2958 (985 amino acids)
Molecular function (GO): zinc ion binding; 5'-3' RNA helicase activity; RNA binding
Source: RefSeq, a predicted model, not a curated record
AUGCCGAUUCUAUGCGAGAUAUGUUCUAUCACCCUUAGCGGCCCAGUGGAUCAAGCGGCACACGUUUCUGGACGGAGGCAUAGGGCAAACGUUGCAGCACAGGGUGAAUCUACUAAUAAUAAUGGCGUGCCUCAAUCACAUAUACCUGAGCGUGGCCGCCCAAGGACGAAUCCGGCACCUCCUACCAGUUCGCGGCCAAACGGCCUCAAUGCAACUGACCCAAGCCGACCUCAACGUGGGUCUGGCUUCAAUGCUCGUCGAGGAAACGGGGCGCCACGAAAUCCUACACAAACCAAUAGACCCCCUUUGGAUAGCUCUGACACAGGCGCUCCGCCUCGUGCUACCCGAGGGCGGGGGCGUGGUCGAGGGCGUGGUCGAGGACUACCAGUUGGAUCUAGGGCACCGCCUCGCGAGACCAACAAUGCGAGGUCCGAUCUGGAUGCACCAGUGCCCGUACGGAAAAUCUAUGCCGUGGACUUUGGAGUUGUUCCAAACACAGAUCCUACAAAACAGGAAGGGGCGUACGACUUCAUAAUUCACGAGUCCCUUGUGAGGGGGCCGACCGUUCAAAUUGUAGCCAUCAAACCGUCUCGGAAGCUUAGCGUCAAUGGAUUUUCAUUUCUUGGCCUGUGCUCCUUAUCUACAGAGAAUCAAGGCCAGCAAGGCCAUGGGCUCCGUUUCGAAUUCAACCCCCAGGCUGUUAAUCGAGGGGUACACAUUGUACGAGUAAUAGUCAAGUAUACUCCCCUCGGCGCGCGGCCUGGUCGUAAAUAUCUGAAGCUGAGGGCUGUGAUAGGUUCUCCCGAAGAUCACCAAACGCUUCAGCCAGUUGCAGAUUUUGUACCGAUGCGCAGAGAAGAACUUAAGGAUGACUGGCAUAAAACUCGCAUGAUUCGAGAGAAAUCGACACAACACACCUUGGAUUUUGGAAAAUUGGAUUACUACGACGUCCCUUCCGAAUUUUGGAACCAAGCUCAAGAUACUGUGGAGAGUCUUUCGAAUGCUGAGAUUCACUUACGAUCGCAAUUGCCACAUGAAAUCAACAUACAGACAUACAACAAGCACUGGAAGUAUUUAUUAUGGCACGAAGAGAUCGCAAUGUGCAAUCAACUCAAGCAAUACGAUAUGAAGAAGACGACGAUAGAAAAGCUUUCGAGCGGGAAAUACUCUCUUAAUGUACCCGGACUGGAAGAAAAACGGCCUUCAGUAAUCGUGUCCGACCUCGUUGCUAUUAGGAGUCCGCCCCUUCGCUUUCACUCGAGGACGCCAGUCUAUGGAGGCAACGUGGUCGAAGUUCAACGCUCGGAUGUUAUCAUGCAACUUCCAACAGACUUUCCUCAUGUCGAUGGUCAGGAAUGGGAGGUUCGUUUUACCGUCAAUCGGCUCGUUCUUCGGCGCAUGCACGAUGCCGUUGCGAAGGCUUCCGCCACGUUUGAGCGACUACUCUUUCCUGCCCCAUCCCAUGUGAAGCCUCGCAUUCCUGCACGUUCGAAUCUCAGUAUCGACCGCCGUAUUAGAUCAAACGAACGACAGAGAAUAGCAGUCGAGCAAAUUGUGGAGCUAGCUCCGGGUGAUAUUCCGUUCAUUAUAUUCGGCCCCCCUGGUACUGGGAAGACAACCGUAGUCGUUGAGGCGAUUCAUCAAGUUGCGAAGACUAAUCCCGACAGCCGCCUCCUGGUGUGUGCACCGAGCAACUCCGCGGCGGAUCUAUUGGCGACUCGGUUGUCUCAAUUAUACACUCCAAGGCAGCUCCUGAGAUUGAAUGCGCCGACGAGAUCGUACGAUGCACUACCUGUUAGUUUGAGGAAAUACUCUGUAUUAGAAUCAGACGGGAGAACAUUCACAGCACCGUCUGAAGAUAAACUGAAGGGAUUCAAAAUUGUUGUAUCAACGUGCUUCUAUGCAUCAGUUCCGAGGGCUCUGAGGAUUGAAAACCAUUUUACGCAUAUCUUCAUCGAUGAAGCAGGGCAUGCAUCAGAGCCGGAAAUCAUGAUACCGAUACUCCAAAAUGCAUCUCCAACUACAAAUGUUAUCCUUUCUGGUGAUCCCAAGCAACUUGGUCCGAUUAUUCAAUCGAAAGCUUGCGAGGCGCUCGGGAUGUCUGUCAGUUUCCUGGAGCGCAUGACCAAGCGACUUGUUUAUAGGAUUGAACCCGGCAGUGGCGAAGGAUCAAACAUUGUGAAACUAUUACAGAAUUAUCGUAAUCAUCCCGCCAUCUUAAGGUUCUCGAAUACCGUCUUCUACGGAGGAGAGCUUCAAGCCUGUGCAGAUACAGUCAUAUCAUCCCGCCUUGUCCGGUUUCAUAAGCUCCCUCAACAAGGGUUUCCUAUCAUCUUUCACUCUAUCUGCGGCGAGAAUCAGCGUGAAGGCAGAUCUCCCUCGUACUUCAAUAUUGAUGAAGCAACUCUGGUUAAACAUUAUAUACGGGCUCUUAUUGACGAGGGAAGCUAUGGGCUGAACUCCAAUCUCGUCGGUGUUAUUGCUCCUUACCGUCAACAGUGUGUCAAGAUCCGACAGUUGUUGAAUAGAGAAGGAUAUGGAGGCGUGGAAGUUAAGGUUACCGAAGAUUGGCAAGGCCAGGAAAAACGAGUCAUCAUUAUCUCUACUGUUAGAAGUGACCCAGAGUUACUCGAGGAGGGUGCUCUAAAGUUCUUAGGUUUUGUUACGAGCCCAAGGCGCACCAAUGUCGCUCUUACCCGAGCACAAGCUUUAGUAAUUGUAAUUGGAAAUGGGCCUGUACUCUUACUAGACCCGUUCUGGAAUUCCUUCAUACGAUACGUACAUUCAUCUGGGGGAUGUGCAGGGGACGACCUUUCAGGCUUCAUCGAUCCUCAGGGGGAGUGUGGUUCUGCGAUAUUUGAAGAUAUGAGGAGAGAGAAUCCGGACUACAUGGAUCAAAUCGACCAUGACGAGUUGUGGGACCCAUUGAGGAUUGCUUCACAGAGGUGGCGCUCGUGA